Messenger RNA from Drosophila santomea, 847 nucleotides. RefSeq names its product nuclear envelope phosphatase-regulatory subunit 1 homolog (gene Cnep1r1). Gene Ontology annotation, cellular component: Nem1-Spo7 phosphatase complex; cytoplasm. Bases 157 to 528 code for a protein of 123 amino acids. The transcript has a single exon. NCBI's taxonomy places the organism in Eukaryota, Metazoa, Arthropoda, Insecta, Diptera, Drosophilidae. The record is from RefSeq and is a predicted model, not a curated record.
GAUUUUAUAAUUUUCUCCAAACAGAUUUCGUCUUUAGAAAAUACAUUUUUUUUUAUUUUAUCCUGGUGUAUUAUGUCGUGCCAGUAAUAAUUAACGAGACAAUCGGCUUAGCAGCGUCCAGAAGACCGCAUUAGAAUCAGCUCCUUCAACAACGGAAUGGAGGAUCCAGAAAAGGAGGACCUGCUGGCCUUCGAGCGUCGGCUGGCUGAGGUGGUAAACACCGAGAAACGGAGCUCAUUCCGCUGGCGCCUUGUUCUGGGUGCCAUCUUCGCCUGUUCGGCGAUCAGCGCCUGCCAUUGGGUUCGGUAUGCCAAGGAAAGCGAGUCGGUGGUGUUCCAAAUCCUGUCCAGUCACAGCGCCUUUGCCUUCUCCCUGGCAACCAUCUGCCUGCUAAUCUUGUAUGGAUUCAAUCACGCCGUUAAGCAGGACCCCACCAUUCUGCGUGACACCAGAGAAAUGCUGUCUCCGUUCCGUCUCAACAUUAAUAACCAGGGACGUCUUAUCCUAGUUCCACCGCAGACAGAGUAGAUAUAGAGUGGAUAUGCAUCCCCAACAACACACUGGCGUUGACAUCCCAAUAAACUCUCCUUGAAAAAGACUUGGCUAGGGGCAGAGUUAUUUGUGGAACUUCUUCUUGAAGUGUUCCGAAAGAUGCAAAGUUACAUAAGUCGAACCAGGUCUUGCACACUAGGAGAAGAACUUGCAUAAAUUUUAUAUAGGCAAUUAUAAUUUUCGAAAGGUGACUUCUUGAAACAAAUCGAUGCUUUACAAAAAUGUUACAACAUUUCUGUCAUAAUUUGUAGGUUACGAGAUUUUAAUAAAUGUUAAACAAUAACCCAGCACAAUA